Molecule: messenger RNA, 2439 nt
Organism: Meyerozyma guilliermondii ATCC 6260
Lineage: Eukaryota; Fungi; Ascomycota; Pichiomycetes; Serinales; Debaryomycetaceae
Gene: NUP82
Product: linker nucleoporin
Exons: 1
Coding region: 1-2439 (812 amino acids)
Biological process (GO): ribosomal large subunit export from nucleus; protein import into nucleus; mRNA export from nucleus
Cellular component (GO): nuclear pore
Molecular function (GO): structural constituent of nuclear pore
Source: RefSeq, a predicted model, not a curated record
AUGCUGGCACGGCUUGUAGAUGAUCUAAUUAAAAAUCCCAUCUUCAGACAAGGCUUCAGGCCUGAGCUUACAUCCGGUAAAAACAGUGUCAACUUGAAGUUUCUGAAAGUUGUUUGCAGAAACGAUACUGAGGUUUUCUCUGCUGACGGUAGUCAAAUUCGCUGCAGUUAUAUCCAAGAAAGUGGUUCGUACAGCAUAUUGGACAACCCUUAUAGCGACUCGGAUGUCAGCCAUUUGUCUUUGAGCAGUCUGGGAAAGUUUUUGGCUUCUUUGAGUGGGAAUGGGAACAACGUGAUUACUGUUUUCGCCCUUCCUGAUUUUUUAUCACCCCAAAAUGGCAGAGUAAAAGUGAAGCCACUUAAACUUGAACCUUUACCAGCAGGAAUCAAUAAGAUGGUUUGGCACACAGCCAUGGCACAAGAUGCUGGCUUGGUGGUGUUGACCAACGAGUCUAAGAUUUAUCUUUAUGACUUACUAAAGCCUACGUCCAAACCUCAACUCGCAGUGGAUUUGACUAAAAGUCCUAGCUUCUCGGCUGAAACCGCAUCUUCAUUAUCCUUUGGAUCAGAAGCGUCACUUUCUGGUGCCUUAACCUUAUACAUCACCACGAACAGUGGAAAAAUAUUCGCUCUAUACCCUUUCAUCAACAGCUUGGCAAACAUUGCAACUACACAAUCCAGCGUCAAAAUCGUGAUGAAUGAUACUAAAGAUAUACUACAGAAAGUUGAGAAGGACUUGAGUACGAUGAAUAUCAACGAAGCAGUUAAUAAGCGCCCAUUAUGGCACUCUAUCUUUGGCCAAUACACUUUCUAUUCUUCUUUGUGGGCUCAAAUUGCAGAUGGAAACCCUCUCAAGAUAGAGAAGCGUCGUAAAAGUGAUUUGAGAUUGGAAGAGUUAGCGAUCCUAGGAGUAAAACUUCCACAUGAUUUCAGCCCGGAGGUUCAGGGUCCAUUAUUUUCAUCGCAAGGGCUGAACAACAUCUCCGAUAUUGCACAUCUCUCGAACAAUGAGAACCUCUCAUACCUAAUGACUGCAACUAUUGAGAACAACAAAGUAAAGUUGGACCACUUUGUACAGUUUUUACCAAUGAUCAUGAAGUUUGGUAACAGCGAACAAAGAUUUCAGCUGCAACCAAAAAAGGACACAAAUGCACCAAAGCCGACAACCAACAAAUCCCGUGGUUACGCCAAACCAAAGCGAGGGUUUGGAUUUGUUGAUCUUGACGAUGCUCCUUCGUCUCAACCUGAGCCAAGCGACGCCGAAAUCACCAGGAACAAUUUUGACUUGGAACAAACUUAUUGGUCUAAAAAUUUCGUCAAUAUCACCAGAGUUGGCAGCAGAACUAUCCUGGAGCCUGCAAUAGGUGCAUCAUUAACCACUUACAAUUCUGGCCAGUGCUACAUCUUGAGGCUCCCUCGCAAACUAUUAAUAAGUACCAACACCGAAUGGCCCGAUUUCAUUUCAAGAAAGAUCGAGCUCGAUGGCAAGCCUCUGCCUAUUCCAAGCGACAACUUAACAGAAAUUUCGUCUCGUGAGGAUAUAAUCUCCUGCUCAUAUGUCAAUGAUAAAAUAGACUCAAACUGGGGAGCAGUUGUUUCACUUUCCAAAUCUUCUUCUGAAAAUUUGAAAGUUGUUGGAAUCGAAAAACAAUCAAUGGUACUGAGAGAAAGCACACCAAUGAAUCAAGCGCCACAAGAGGAACCAAAGCGGUCGGUAAGCUAUAAAUUACCGAUUUUACAACAGGAGCCUUUCUCGCAGUUAGAAUCUGAGAUUCAGGUUCUCAAGUCGCACAUAGCCAACAUCUCAGGGCUUAGUGUGCCCAAAAAUGUGCUUAAGAAUGCGGACGGAAGUACAUUGAAGUCGCUCUCAGAAGCUUCCCUGAAAGUUAUUGAGAAAACGAUAAGAAUUACUGCGCAUGCCGUCAACUUGAAAUUAAGGAUAGAGACUGACAUUGCAAAUCUUAAAAACCAAAUCAAACUUCUCACGGAGACAAAAGAACAGCAAGAUGCGUUGAGCAAAGCUUUGGAAGCAUCUUCGACCUUGGUCAAGCUUGAGGACCGACAUGAGAGAUUAACUGAAAGGAUACAGGCAUUGGAGAAGAAAAUUGAUGAAGCAAUCAGACAAUUAUCCUACAAGGAAUCGAUGCCCUUGUCCAAGGAGGAAAAGCUGUGGAUAAGAGAGGUAAACGGAAUUAACGCACUUCUAAACAACGCAGGAGAAGAUAGUCUUGCUCUGAAAAUUGAGGAUCUCAAGGUUCAGGUUACUGCACUUUCUCAAAAUGAACACAGUGCAAAUGAGCAUCUUACAGAUGCUGAAAUUCAAAAAAGGCAAAAUAGCAUUAUCUUGGCCAAAUUGAGUUUGUGGCUACAAAACGAUCUGGAGAAACUUGAUGAAGUAAAGCAAAGCGUUACCGAUUGCAUUCGACGUUUACGUAUCUAG